AUGUGGAAAAUCAUUUCAUCGUGUUUGCUAUUAGCUGUGCACGCGGCUGGUGAUGUAUGUCCUCUCCCGGGACCACUGUACCCUGCACCGACGGCCGCCGCAGGUAGUACCACGUUGGACAAAGCCUCAAGCGAGUUCAUCACCGCGCUAAAAAGUGUGAUGCAUCCGGACUAUUAUUCUUCACAGGAACCAGCGAUCGAUCCGGACCUAGUGUCGUUUACCGUCCAGGUAUAUAGUUCGCACGAAUCCCGACCGCUCUUCGAAUACUACCACACUGCGACUUCGGCGAGGAAUAACACAAUUGGCGCGAACAGUGUCGACGAGGACACUGUUUUUCGAAUUGCAAGCUGCUCGAAACUUUGGACCGUCCUUCUCCUCUUGAUCGAAACGGGCGACGCGUCCUUUCAUGAGCCUGUCGUGAAGUACAUACCGGAGCUGCGAGACGCAAUUGCCGAGCAGGGCAAUAACACACAAUUCCUCAACGAAGUCGAUCAGGUUCUCUGGGAGGAGGUGACAAUUGGAGAGCUCGCCAGCCAGCUGUCCGGAAUUGGAAGACAAUAUGGUAUUGGCGACCUCGCCGGGUCUGCUCCUCUGAUGGUUCCUCUUGGUUUUCCUGAAAUCUCUGAAUCAGAAGCGCCUCAGUGUGCUGUAGGUCCGGCUUGCACAAGAUCUGAAUUCAUCUCCGGGAUACUCAACAGGCCCCCAAUUGUCCCUACCUCCUCGAGUCCCGCAUACUCCAAUGACGCUUACCAGUUACUGGCGUAUGCCUUGGAGACGAUCACGGGCAGGACAUACCAAGACCUAAUAGAACGCCGUUUGAUCGAGCCGAUGGGGCUUUCUCAUUCGUCGGUCAGUAAGCCAGACGACCAGGUGGGAAUUAUUCCGGGCUUCCCUAACAUGACACUCUGGGAUGUGGAUAUUGGUGACGUGACUCCGUAA
This is a messenger RNA of Aspergillus calidoustus, 939 nucleotides long. The record is from the annotation of a GenBank genome assembly. NCBI's taxonomy places the organism in Eukaryota, Fungi, Ascomycota, Eurotiomycetes, Eurotiales, Aspergillaceae.